Molecule: messenger RNA, 739 nt
Organism: Oncorhynchus keta (chum salmon)
Lineage: Eukaryota; Metazoa; Chordata; Actinopteri; Salmoniformes; Salmonidae
Product: probable E3 ubiquitin-protein ligase HERC1
Exons: 5
Coding region: 55-681 (208 amino acids)
Source: RefSeq, a predicted model, not a curated record
GGAACAGGAUACAGGCUACUGGCUGAAAACCCCCUGUUCAGCAACGGGCUGGAGAUGGACAUCCCUCAACUAGAUAACUGCAUCAGCUGGCUGUUAGAGGAGGCCCUCUCAGGUAACGAGGAGCAGAAACCAGUUGACUGUCCUCUGAGAGCAGACAUGAGCGUCCUGGUGGAGCUGGCCCUGGGCUCCACGAAGGAACCCACCAACAGUCUCUGGAGCAACAUGCAGGACUACGCCACCAGCAAAGACUGGGACAACGCCUCUCUCUGUAAUGAGAUCUUAUUGGACACCGUGUCCAGGUUUGUCCUGGCUGCUCUGCUGAAGCACACCGGCCUGCUGGACCAAGCCUGUGGAGAGGGCAGGUACCAGCCUUGUAAGAUGCUGGCUGAGGUCUACCGUUGUGUCUACAAGGUCCGGAACCGCCUGCUGGCCUGUAAGAACAUGAACGUCGUCCAGACACGCUCGUCUUCCCGGGAGAGGAGGAUUUCAGACAAUCAGGACUCGCUGGAGAUGGACCCCCAGGAGCACUCGUUCACGAGGACCAUCGACGAGGAGGCGGAGCUAGAAGAGAGGACGGACCGAGAAAGGGAGGAUGUGAAUCAGGAGCAGGAUGAGGAAGAGGAGGAGAGAGAGCACGAAGUCAUGACCGCUGGGAGUGAGUGGUUCACUUUACUGCAAUGACACAACACUCUCACUGAAUGUACUCCUACCAGACUGUCACUGAAUAGACUGUCACUGA